UGCGGGUCGGUUCUGCGCGUGCUGCCGGCCGAGGCUCCCGCUGCCGAUUGACCCGCGCUCCGCCCCGUAGCCGGGCCGGCUCCUGGUAGCUCAUGUCCGAGGACAGUGACUCCCCGCGGACCAGCCCCUCGGCCGCCUCGCUCUCGGAGAAUGAGCCGGCCGCCGCGGCCCCCGGGUACGUGUGCUCGCUGAGCGCCGAGCUGGUCACCAAAGCCAGGGAGGAGCUGCAGGAGAAGCCCGAAUGGCGGCUUCGGGACGCGCAGGCCCUUCGGGACAUGGUGCGGAAGGAGUGCCCCGGCCUGAGCACCGCCCUGGACGACGCCUUCCUGCUGCGCUUCCUGCGGGCCCGCAAGUUUGACUACGACCGGGCCCUGCAGCUCCUGGUCAACUACCACGGCUGCCGGAGGAGCUGGCCCGAGGUCUUCACCAACCUGAGGCCAUCGGCCUUGAAAGAUGCCCUGGCCUCCGGCUUCCUCACGGUGCUGCCCCACACCGACCCCCGCGGCUGCCACAUCCUCUGCCUCCGCCCAGACAGGUGGAUCCCGAGCAGUUACCCAAUCACCGAGAACAUCCGGGCCGUAUACUUGACCUUAGAGAAGCUCAUUCAGUCUGAAGAGACCCAGGUGAAUGGCAUUGUCAUCCUCGCCGACUACAAGGGUGUGAGCUUGUCAAAGGCGUCCCACUUUGGCCCCUUCAUAGCCAAGAAGGUGAUUGGCAUUCUCCAGGAUGGUUUCCCCAUUCGGAUAAAGGCCGUGCACGUGGUCAACGAGCCUCGCAUAUUUAAAGGUAUCUUUGCCAUCAUCAAGCCAUUCCUGAAGGAGAAAAUAGCCAACAGAUUCUUCCUGCAUGGCUCCGACCUGGACUCGCUUCACACGAGCCUUCCACGGAGCAUCCUCCCCAAGGAGUACGGGGGCACUGCCGGUACACUGAACAUCGCUGCCUGGAAUGAGGUGCUGCUGGCCUCAGAGGAGGCCUUUGUGAGGGAGUUCUGCCAGCCUGUGACCACCUGCGGCAGCCUCCCGGAGGAGACCCUACAGCCGGGGAGGCUGGCCGCCGACGCGCAGUGUGACGACUCCCUGCGGGCCGUGAAGUCACAGCUGUCCUCCUGCUACUAGCCUGGGCGCGAGCCCUGUGCUCCUCCGAGGCACGAGGAGAGCCCUUGGUUACUCGGAUUACUCCACGGAAGACUUGAAAACCACGUUCCAAGGGGCAACCCAUUAACCUGGAAGCUGGGUCUGAUGGCCAGGCAGCUCGAAGCAAGGCAAAAUUGGGCCAAAGUCCCUCGGGCCCCUGGCAGUCAGCACGCUGCCCUGUGCGAGAUGGUCACUCUGGACGUUGGGGGCCCUGGAGUCGACCCCACGUGACGGGAUGGAACUGCCCUCCCGGCUGUCAUCCAUCCGGGUGUAGACCACCCGCCUGUCUUCCUCCUUUGGGAGUUUGGGUCUCUCGCAUGAGUGUAACUGUUGAGCUCGGGUGCUCAGCAGGAAACUUCCAGUGUGAGAUGCGGCCACUCACCUUCGGGCACCAGAGGGCCGGCCACUCACCUUCUGGCACCAGAGGGGAACCAUACAAGUUUCCCCACCUGCACAGCAUUUGCUGAUCCAAUUCAGGAGCCAGAGACUUGGAAGCCCCUCUGGGAUUCACAGGCAGAACCUUGCAACAGAAAACUUAAGUUUCCCCAAACCCGUCAAGCCUUACCCCUGGUUUUCAAUCGAACCAGGCAGGAAGUAUAUGAUGAUUUUACAACACCUGGAAUACUGGAUGGCAGGCCAAUGUAGAAUUCUGGCCUAGGAAUGAGAUGCAGAUGUGUGACUUUGGACAAGACACAGGCCUCCCAGCCUGACCUUUCUCAUCUGUAAAAUGAGGUGGGCUGAAGGGUGACUGGGGCCCAUCUGGCUGCUUCUGAGACUGGGCCCGUGACUGAGUGGUGUCUGACCCUGGUUCCCUGCCUCGAAGAUCACCUAGAGUUGCAAGGGGGGGUGGGGGGCGCGCUCCUGUUUUCUGGGUCACAUCGCAGGCCUUUCUGAGAGGGAUGUGGCACUAUGUAGCUCUGUCCUUACAGAAGCUGAGGGCGGCAACCCCGGGACUUGCCUGGUGUGGUGAUGGGUAGACUUGGAGAGGAUUGCUUUUGUGAAGGUCUAAGAGGGCAGGUGAGAUGGCCAAGCUCCCGGGUGGACUCUCUCCAGCCUGAUGCUCUGUUGCUAUAUUGUAAGCCUGGCAAUGGGGCAUGGUCUCCUUGUGUGGGAUUCUUAAAUAGAGAUCUCUGGAAAUGAACUUGAGGCCAGGUGAUUGCUGGGGCACUUCUGGGACCAUCAAUCCCCCUUCCAAAACCUACCAUGGACUCACCCUCCAGGUGGUGGAUAGACAGACGUACAUGGGUCCAGCAAGCCUGGAUGUCUGCUGUUUCAGCACUUUAGAACCUCCUGUCAAGAAUCGCCCUGUCGCCCAGGCAUCCAGUCUGGUGGGCCAGCUGAUGGCUUCGACCUGCUUCGCAUUCAUUCCAUGGAUAUAUGUCCGGUGUUAAUGGAGUGAUGAUACUCACA
Molecule: messenger RNA, 2543 nt
Organism: Echinops telfairi (small Madagascar hedgehog)
Lineage: Eukaryota; Metazoa; Chordata; Mammalia; Afrosoricida; Tenrecidae
Gene: TTPAL
Product: alpha tocopherol transfer protein like
Exons: 5
Coding region: 93-1115 (340 amino acids)
Cellular component (GO): membrane
Molecular function (GO): phosphatidylinositol bisphosphate binding
Source: RefSeq, a predicted model, not a curated record